AUGGAUUUGGAUUUAAGAGAUCAACUAUUUGUGGCAGCUUUGCAAUGUGGAAAUAAUCAAGAGAUUAUAAAAUGGUUAAAAGAUAGUUUUACAGAUCUAGAGGAGUUGGAUAAAUUCUGUAAAAGUCAUUAUAAUUAUAUUACAAAACAUGCAUCAACUGACACUAUAAAUUUGAUCAAAUUCAAAUUAACCCACAUCAUUCACAUCAAAGAACUUUGCAGCAUGGCAAUACUCAAACUAUAUCUUCCAUUUUGUGGUCCUAGAUUUUUACCAACUCUACAAAGGCAUAUGAACCAAGCAUUGAGUGAUGGAGAUUUGGAAUUUGUAGAUUAUUUGCUCACGGCUGAAUCUGACAAAAAAGGUCUGCUGGCGAGUUAUUAUCCUAUCACCGAGAUAGAUCCAUCAAUCAUGUCAAUGGAUCUUGUCAAUAGAUUAAAGAAAAGUCGCAGUUUAUGUGUUUCUAAACAAGCGAUGACUCAAUCAGCCAUCUCUGCCAAACAAUUGGAUGUUUUACAAUACAUCAUUGCCAACACGUCUUGGUCAACGGAUCAUGAAGAUUCAUUUAAUACUGAAAGCUUGGUUGUCAGAGCUCUGUGUAUUGAUGAUACAAGUAUUAUCGCAUUUAUUUUGGAUAGAUUCUAUCAUGUCAAUGAUGGUGGUGAUGAACAUAAAAAAGCAUUUAAAGUGACACCGUAUGAUCUAUGUAAUAUGGAACCUCGUACACUUGAAUAUUUAUAUUUAAAGGGUCACUUUUUAGAGUUUGAAAUAUCGUCUCAAUCUCAAACUCAGUACACCUAUCUUGGAAUAUUCCACAAAAAUUAUACCGACAGAUAG
Cavenderia fasciculata is the source of this 834-nucleotide messenger RNA. RefSeq lists its product as uncharacterized. The transcript has a single exon. The record is from RefSeq and is a predicted model, not a curated record. The coding region runs from base 1 to 834 and encodes 277 amino acids. Lineage: Eukaryota; Evosea; Eumycetozoa; Acytosteliales; Cavenderiaceae.